GGAAAGCUGCUAGAAAGUUACAGGCAAUGUCCUGUCCCGCCGCCUUUUGUUUUCUUCAGGAAUUAAUAAUAAUGUGGCCAACUCUCUGUUCUUUAAGGGUUGUGACCCUCUUGAUGCCGUUUUCUUCGGCGCAAUUGACUGGGUCGCGGGGACAGGGUGAUGGAUGCGGUCACAUGCUGUUAGGUCCAGGCAGUGGAACGUUGACAUCAAGGAAUUAUCCUGGAACCUACCCAAACCAUAGCUGGUGUGAAUGGCAAAUCCAAGUGCCUGAAGGAAAGAAAAUUUUCCUGAAAUUUGGAGACUUAGAUUUGCAGCAGUGCAUCUCCGAUUACCUCAAAAUCUUCAAAGGAACGUCUUCAUCAAUGACUGAAUAUGGUACUUUUUGUGGAAACUUAAACUCGAUCUCCAGAGAAAUCCAUAUAGACAGCAAUGAAAUGAGCAUUCAAUUUAAAAGUGGCUCCCACAUAUCAGGACGUGGCUUCUUGCUGUCAUACACCACUAGCAGCCAUCCAGAUUUAAUUACAUGUUUGGAUAAAGGAAACCACUAUGAUGAACCACAGUUCAGUAAGAAUUGUCCUGCUGGUUGCAAAGCUGUGAUAGGAGAAGUUUCUGGUGAUUUUUCUCAAGGAUAUAGGCAUACAUCUGCCCUUUGUAAGGCUGCCAUUCAUGCUGGUGUAAUACUGGAUGAACUAGGUGGCAUGAUAGAUAUUGUUCAGCAUAAAGGUCUGAGUCGAUAUGAAGGCAUCCUGGCAAAUGGUGUUUUGUCAAAAGAUGGAUCCCUGUCAGAUAAGCGGAUUGUGUUUGGCACUAAUGGUUGUAACCGACCAUUGGGAAUGGAAUUGGGACACAUUGCAGAACAUCAGAUCAAUGCCACGUCAUUCUGGCAAUGGACAGAUGAAAACGGUCAAGUUACCAGUUGGUCUCCAGGCAAAGCACGACUUAAUGUUCCAGGGCCUGGAUGGGCUGCUGCUGAAGACAGUAGCCAACAAUGGCUUGAAAUAGAUUUGGGAGAGAGGAAAUUCCUCACAGGAAUCAUAACCACAGGUUCCACACUUCCACGUUUUCUCUUUUACGUAGAGACUUAUAAGGUGUCCUUCAGCGAAGAUGGUCAAAAAUGGAAGGUUUACAAAGAAAGCAACAACAAUUUUGAACGGAUAUUUGAGGGCAAUACUGAUUACUGUCAACUGACCCGCAAUAAUUUCAUCCCUGCCAUCUUUGCACGUUACAUUCGUGUCAUUCCACAAAGCUGGACUCAGAGAAUAGCCAUGAAAGUGGAGUUAAUAGGAUGCCAGCAAGUACAAUCAAUUACAGGUGUUAAACAAAAAUCUAUUCAUCAUAUUGAUAUACUGGAAAAAGAAAAUGUGAACAAUACAGACCCUAUAAUUACAAAGGAUGUAACUUGUGGAAUAAGACUCGUGGCUAUUCUGGUUCCGAUUGUACUUUUUGUAGUCCUACUGAUAUUGGGAAUUUAUAUUUUCAAGAGUUUAAGAAACAAGAAAACAGAAGAUUCUACUGGCACUUACAGUCAAAAAACAGUUUGCUGGAAACAAUUCACACAGCCUUUCAAAAGACACCAAUCAACUGAGUUUACUAUUAGUUACAGCCAUGAAAAGGAGGCCUUGCAAAAACUUGAUGUUGUCAGGAGCGAUUCAUCAGAUUACCUGCCAUCUCCAAUGGUUAGAACAGUAAGAGUGGCAAGAAAAGGCUCUACCUUUAAACCAAUAGACACAGAAGUUGAUGAUGGAACUGGUCAAAUGGAUACUCUAAGUCAUUAUGUCAUCCCACUUAUUGAAAACCAACAUGAAUAUGCAGAACCUUUAACUAAUCAGGAACCAGUAUACGCAACCCCAAUUGUUGAAAAGGUGCAGCACCUCAGUUAUUCUACAAGAAAGAAUUUAUGUGCAAAAGAAACUCCCUAUAAAGUACCAGUGACCUCUUUAACAAAAACACCUUUGUUUUCUCAAGUGACUAGUUCUGACAUUGAACACAAUAUUUCUAAUGGUAAUGGAUUACACCCAAGUAGUGUAUUUUAUCAAAUACCACAAGGUAUUACUGACAGUUCAAAGAAUGGCAAGGCAGAAUAUGAUCAGCCAGCAAGUAACAGCACCUUGAUUGUUGGCAGAUUUUGUGGUAAUUGAGUUUUUUUGCCAUCGUCAAUGAAAAGAAUCUGGUAUCCAAAAAAAAAUCUCUAAAGCUGUGAACAGAUAAUUCAAGAUUUUACUCAUCAUCAUAGAAUAAGAAUAAACUGCAGGAGUAACACCAAAGUGGAGUAUUUGGGUAAGCUGUGAUAGUUGCAUGCCACACCUGACAGUUUCACCGAGCUAUUGCUAGACUGAAAUUUUAAUUCUGGCAUUAUGUAAACUUAACAAACUUAAAUUGGUAAACGGGCAAAGUUUCGAAAAAAAUGUGCGCAAUUUUGUACACUUUUCUAUGUUCCCUACCUUAAUUGGUAUAAAAUAUGCUGCUUAAAACACAAGUGCAAUUUGAUACGUGAGAUGCUCUUAAUGUGAUUGGCUACACGCUUUUGCUUAUUCAUAGUAGUAGAUUAUCAUCUGUGGAUGUUUUCAAUUUAUAUUGAUGUUUUACAAGAAUUUUAACUUCUGAGGAAUAGAAAUAGUUAGGAAUUUUUAACUAUUCUUGCCUGUUAAAUGGUGAAAUAUUAUGAGAAACCUUUUGCUGUUGCAUAAAAGAUUUUUUUUUCAAUCAUUGUUGGUAACUGGAAAGAAGGGUUUUUGAAGUUUGCUUUAUUCUUGUAAUGUGUGCGCUAAUGUAGUUCAUAGUCACAAUUUGUUGCUGGCUCAUUAGAUGAUCUACGGAAGUUAGCAGUUUGUAAACAUCCAGAAGAUAUUCAGUUUAUUAUUCUCUUGGCUGUAAAUUAUUUAUUUAAUAGCCAAUAGUUAAUACCAACCACUGUAUAUAGUACUCUUACUGCAUUGUUUACAUUUGACAGAUUUAACUUCCUCAAAAUAACUGCUGUUUUCAAAAGAACUGGCAAAUGAGAAAUUUAGUUUUGCUUCAAGUUCAACACUAAGUCUUUCAUUGCUGAAUUCAAACUCUAAAUGGUUAUUCACUAUUGUGAUGUUAUUCUGUAACAGUGCUAGAGGCACUGAAAAAUAUGUUUAUAACUAUGUUAUUAAACUAUGUAAUUUCUUCAAAAA
Molecule: messenger RNA, 3158 nt
Organism: Carcharodon carcharias (great white shark)
Lineage: Eukaryota; Metazoa; Chordata; Chondrichthyes; Lamniformes; Lamnidae
Gene: dcbld1
Product: discoidin, CUB and LCCL domain containing 1
Exons: 15
Coding region: 27-2138 (703 amino acids)
Source: RefSeq, a predicted model, not a curated record